Messenger RNA from Epinephelus lanceolatus (giant grouper), 2253 nucleotides. Lineage: Eukaryota; Metazoa; Chordata; Actinopteri; Perciformes; Serranidae. The record is from RefSeq and is a predicted model, not a curated record.
CACAAGCGCUUGUAGCGCUAGCUUCAUUCAUGUAUUGAAGUAGCUUUAGGAUGUUUUUAUAGUCGUAGCGUCGAUAAAUAUUAAAUUUCUCGUGAAGUAACAAUGUCUUCAGUUGAGUAUUUGAGAGAGUUUGUCAAAGAGAGACUAACUGCUGCUGCUGAAGAAAUAUUCGGAGUUUUUAAAACAACUAUCGUCGAGUACGAGGAAGAGAUUGAUCGUUUGCGCAGACUUUUGGAUAUCGUUUGGAAACCUGAGCUAACAUUGCACAGCACAGAGCUCCCACAGCAACAUGUCUAUAAGGAGGAGGAAGUUCUCACUGACCAGGAGAGGAGCUCCAUUCUGGACCAAGAGGACCCAGAGCCUCCACAGAUUAAAGAGGAAGAGGAGGAACUCUGCAUCAGUCAGGAGGGAGAGCAGCUUGAAUUGAAGGAGGAGGCUGAUACCUUUAUGUUGACUCCUACUCAUGAGGAAAGUGACCACAGUGAAGAUCAGACUCUGGACUUAAAUCCUGAUAUCACUUUGAGUACAUUAGAGAAAGAGUAUGUAGUCAACUUGCCAGUUAUAAGCUUUGUGGUAUCAGGAGCACACGGUGACCACCAGCUCCUCUCUCACAGCUCUCAUGUAGCUGAGAGCCAAGAUCAGACAAGAGGCAAGCACAGAGACUCAGGAUCAAGUCGAGAUGCGGAGCCAAAACCACACAAGAGAGAUCACAAAAGCAGCAUUCACGGUAACAUUACAGGCAACCCUGACUUCUCAGAGAUUCCCUGUACAACUCACACAGACAAACAGUCUUUCAAAUGUGACAUAUGUGAAAAAUAUUUCAAGUUUAAGUCACUGUUGCAGAGACACAUGAAAACCCACACAGGCGAGAAGCCGUAUUCUUGCAACAUAUGUGGGAAAGGAUUCAGUCGCACCUCGACACUGAACAUUCACACAAGAAUCCACACAUUUGAGAAGCCAUAUUCUUGCAACACCUGUGGGAAACAGUUCAGUCAAAAAUCGGCGUUGAACACUCAUAUAAAAGGCCACACAGGUGAGAAGCCAUAUUUAUGCAACACCUGUGGGAAAGGGUUCAGUCAGAUGUCAGCACUGAACAUUCACAUAAGAGGCCACACAGGUGAGAAGCCAUUUUUGUGCGUGACAUGUGGGAAAGCUUUCAGACGUAAUGACGAAUUGAAACUCCACAUGAGAAUCCACACGGGUGAGAAGCCGUUUACUUGCAACACAUGUGGGAGCGCUUUCAGAGUUAGUCGUGACUUGUUGGUCCACAUUAGAAGAGCCCACACUGGGGAGAAGCCGCAUCUUUGCAAGAUCUGCGGGAAAACGUACUUUGAUGUGUCUCAGUUGACAAGGCAUAUAAGAUCACACACAGGCAUGUAGACUCGUGCAUGCCAGGUAUGUGUGAGAGGAUUUAGUUCUAGUGGUUCUCAUAGAAGCAAUAAGCCACACAAUUAUAGCACUUUUGGGAAAAGUUCUACUCCAAUCACAUUCUUGAAAAGAAAAAAAAAGAGAGACCAAUAUACACAGGAGAAACCAUACAGAUGAAACUCGCGCAGAGACAUGUUCAACGGAAUUAAAUACAGUUUUGUAUAGGGAUGCACAAUAUAUCUGGCUGAUAAUGGGAAAUUUAUAUUAUUAUUUAUUAUUCAAAUUAUUUAUUAAUCAAAUUGUAACUGAAAAAUAGAGCCGAUAAUACAAAGCCAUAUUGCUUUCAUCGGCCGCACUUAGAGAACACAAAGAAGAAGAAGAAGACGAAGAGCAAGCUCAGCAUGCUGACUAAAGAGCCAAACAUGUUGUCACCAGUUUGGACGUUUCUCACAGUUUUAGAGGAAGAUAACGCAGUUGUGUCGGGGGUGUCUUUCCUUUCUGUUGCUACAGUUACACUGGUUAGAUGCAGCGCUGAAGGACUGUCCCCAGAGCCACAGCCAUCAGCACGCCUGGGGACCCGCACACAAUGCACCAAACCCUGAUCUCUGUCCCUGUGGGCGGUGGGCCCACAGGGCAUCUGAUCAGGAUGCCUCCUGGGUGCCUCACUGGAGGUGUUUUGGGGCACGUCCCACUGGUGUGUAUAAAAUACAGGCUAUGGACUUCCUUUGAAAUAUAGAAACGUGAAAUUAUCGGUUGUCUUAUUGGUAUCGGCCAAAAGAAGAAGGCAGUUAUUGGAAAAAAUCCAUAUUGUGCAUCUCUACUUUUGUAGUAGCUACAUCUCUGUCACUGAGUGUACAUUUUUACAAUAAAGUUGAGAUGUCAGUA